AUGGAUCCAAUCUUAUACAAUGCAGCCAAAGAGGGAAAUGUUGAUGUCCUGAAGCAAAAAGUUGUUCAACUUGAAGUCCAAGUGACCCCCAACAAAAACACAGUCCUCCACAUCGCAGCUCAGUUCGGCCAAGCACAAUGUGUGAAAGAGAUCUUGAAGUGCGGCCGGUCACUGCUUUGUUCUGUGAAUAUCAAAGAUGAGACUUCACUUCACAUUUCAGCAAGGGAAGGACACACGGCCACAGUACAAGCACUCAUUGAUUUUGCGAAAUCAUUAGAAGAGGACCCUGAAAGCGAGAGUGGAGCCACUAAGGAGAUGCUUAGGAUGAGGAAUGUGGAGAAUGAGACGGCCUUGUACGAGGCGGUGCGAAAUAAUAAAUUUGAUGUGGUUGCCAUUUUGAUUAGAGAAGACCUCAAGUUCUUACAUCCACCCAACAAUGUCAAGGAAACUCCACUUUACUUGGCUGCCGAAAAAGGUUAUCGAUCUAUUGUGUUCAAAAUUUUGGAAAGUAUCACCCCACAAGCUUGCAUUGGUCCAAAUGGACGAACAGCUUUACAUGCGGCUACAAUUUCUUAUGACAAAGAAUGCAUAGAACGUUUACACCGCUCGAAGCCAUCACUAAUCAAGGAAGCUGAUGUAUAUGGAUGGAGUCCACUUCACUAUGCUGCAUGGAAUGGCAAUGUCGUAGCGGUUAAACAACUGCUUGAUCUGGAUAAGUCCGUGGCAUACGUUGUUGCAGAGAAGGAUGACAAUAGGACCGCUCUUCAUAUAGCAGCUAGUCAAGGUCAUAUAAAUGUCAUGAAAGAACUAUUAUCGUGCCAUCCAGAUUGCUACGAAAUGACCAAUAUUAAAGGCCAUAAUAUCCUUCACAUUGCAGUGGUACAUGAGCAGAAGGUGGUAAUCAGAUAUAUCUUAGCAAAUUCCUUCUCCAACAGCCUCAUAAAUCAGAAAGACAAUGAUGGAAACACACCUCUUCAUUUACUUUGUGCUAAAUCCGAUUAUCACAAGUACCGUCUCAAAGAUGACCCUAGAGUGGAUAGAAUGGCCUUCAACAAGAAAAAUUUGACUGCACUAGAAGCAGUAUAUGGUGACACGUAUCCAGACCAGGUACCAGAGGUGGGUUGCAGAAACAAAUUCAAAUUGGGCAACGGAAACGAAGGCCCUAGUGCUCCAUUGAAAAGGUUUAUUAGCAAAAUUUCGGACAACAAUUUGAUAGUAGCUACACUUAUAGCGACGGUAGCCUUUGCAGCUGGUUUCACCCUACCAGGUGGCUACGAUGGCAACGAUGGGGCAAAUCAAGGUAUGGCAGUUUUAAUAAAACAAGUAGCUUUCAAAGUAUUUGUUGUGGCGGAUACCAUUGCUAUGAUCUUGUCCAUUAAAGCUGUAAUUACACACAUAUCUGCCUCCACUUAUGAAGAUGAAGAUAAGCGUGGUAAUGGCUAUGGCAACGCACUUGCAACCAUUAUAUGUGCAAUUGGAGCAAUGGUGGUCGCGUUCAUGACCGGCCUUUAUGUUGUGUUGGGGGAUUCAUUGGUGCUCGCUAUCAGUGUAAUCGUCAUUUGUUGCCUCUUUCUUGUAAAUGCUUUAAGUUGGUUCAUGGAAGCAUACCUUGCAGUAGCUGUUGAGUUUAAAAAUGACCUAAGGAGGUUUACACGCAACGCUGUUGACUUUACACACAACACUAUAGACUUCUUCCUUUGGGGAGGGCGCCAAGCUAUCAUCUUAUUUGUUAUGGGAGUGUGCAUGGUUAUAGGCUUUGCAAUAGCCGUUGCGUUCUUUGGCGGCUUGGGAUAUCUUUUUUAUCUGGCAAUUUUAUUUAAAUUUAACCAUAGAGAAUUUCAUUGGGAUAGUUAG
This is a messenger RNA of Cornus florida, 1854 nucleotides long. RefSeq names its product ankyrin repeat-containing protein At5g02620-like. The transcript is spliced from 3 exons. Bases 1 to 1854 code for a protein of 617 amino acids. NCBI's taxonomy places the organism in Eukaryota, Viridiplantae, Streptophyta, Magnoliopsida, Cornales, Cornaceae. The record is from RefSeq and is a predicted model, not a curated record. Gene Ontology annotation, molecular function: protein phosphatase regulator activity; protein phosphatase 1 binding. Gene Ontology annotation, cellular component: plasma membrane.